Messenger RNA from Pundamilia nyererei, 973 nucleotides. RefSeq names its product mast cell protease 4-like. The transcript is spliced from 5 exons. Bases 1 to 753 code for a protein of 250 amino acids. NCBI's taxonomy places the organism in Eukaryota, Metazoa, Chordata, Actinopteri, Cichliformes, Cichlidae. The record is from RefSeq and is a predicted model, not a curated record. Gene Ontology annotation, biological process: proteolysis. Gene Ontology annotation, molecular function: serine-type endopeptidase activity.
AUGCACGCUCUGCAGAUACUUCUGUUCUUCCAUGUCUUCACAUGUCUCACACAAGCUGGACAUGGGAGUGACAUCAUAAAGGGUAAAAAGGCUCCAGAGAACUCAUUGCUGUACAUGGCCUCAGUGCAGAGCAGCACCGGUCAUGUAUGUGGAGGAUUUCUCAUCACUGCAGACUUUGUGCUCACUGCUGCACACUGUGCCAAAGAAAAUCCCACGCACGUUGUUCUCGCCACUCACAAUCUCGAGAAGUCCCAUCAAGAAAAAAUAACAAUUAAAAAGAAAUUCAAGCCCAACUUUUAUAAAACGGCUUGGCACGGUGAUGACAUCAUGCUCCUUAAACUUUCCAGGAAAGUUCAACUAAACAAGAGAGUAAAAAUAAUUCCACUGCCAUCUGCUAAAGUACAACUGAGAAAAAAUGAAGUGUGUCAGGUGUCUGGAUGGGGAAAAACUAUAACUGCUGGUGAAACUGUUAAUGAGCUGAGAGUGGUGGAUGUGCCUGUCAUCAACAAAAAGGUGUGUAAGGAACUGUGGCCUGGUCUUCCUGCUAAUGUAAUCUGCGCAGGUGGUUAUGGCACAGACAAAGGGUUCUGUCAGGGUGAUUCAGGCGGCCCGCUGGUAUGCAAAGGAAUCGCUGUUGGUGUCGUUUCCUUCAACAAAAAAAGAAACUGUGACUAUCCUGAUGUACCCAACGUUUUUACAGACAUCUCAAAAUACCGCCUGUGGAUCAACUCAAUUCUAAAAAAACCCAAAUAGUGAUAAACAAAACCCAUAAAGUUUUGGUUUUGUAUUAUUAAAAUGUAAACACGGUGCUGGCGAUCGCUUCAUCGGAGGAACCAAAAACAGAAAUAAAAAUAUCUCGCAGUCCAAAUUUCAUCUGUAAUAUUGCCGUGAGAAGGUAAAAAUGUUCCCUAAACAAUAACAACUAAAAAUCUAAAGAGAAUAAUUCUGUCAUAUGAUCACUGCUACAGUUUGC